Messenger RNA from Drosophila biarmipes, 762 nucleotides. Its product is annotated as protein Mabiki. Bases 56 to 643 code for a protein of 195 amino acids. NCBI's taxonomy places the organism in Eukaryota, Metazoa, Arthropoda, Insecta, Diptera, Drosophilidae. The record is from RefSeq and is a predicted model, not a curated record. The transcript has a single exon.
CUACCCAGAAACUUCGAGAAGAGCACACAUCAUCUCAUCAUACCCAUAACCAACCAUGGAGAACCAUCAGAUCUAUCGCCACAAAAAAUUCGAUGUUGGCCGAAAAGUUGAGGAACUCGAGUUGCUCCUCAAGGAAGAGCUAAUCUCCCGGAGCGGCACACCCUGCACCAGUGUGGGCUUCAGUGACCAGGACACUGAUUAUCCUCCUCUGCCGAAGCGCCGCCGUUUGGGCUCCUCAUCCUCCAGCGUUUCCUACCACUCACCCAGUCCGAUCAUAACCGAGGCCAUCCAAGACAUCUUCAAGUACCACGUCAACAUGGUGCGAAAGUUCCCGAAGAAGGAGCGCACGCCGAAGGAUCAGGAGCGCCGGAACAAGAACACCAUUGCCUGCAGGAUGAGUCGGCGGAAGAAGAAGUUCGAUGACCUGCAGGUCGAGCAGCAGUACAAGGAGUGCUCCUUAGAGCACCUCAAGAUCGCCGAGCAGAGUCUGCGGGCCAGGGUCUAUCUGAAUCACCUGAAGCAGCUGGUCAAGCAGGAGGACCACCACCCGCUGCCCUCUCCGCGGAGAAUUCCGGAAGAAAAUCCCAAGAGAAAUUUUACCAUCGACUACCUGAUCGGUGGCAUUAAGCAGGAGAAUGCUUAGCCUACCUCAUACUCCUGUGGAGACUGUAUUAUAUAGUUAAGGAUUACUUUAAGUUUCUUCAAGAAAUUCAUAGACUUAUCUAAUUUUAAGUUUCCCUACAGUUAAGCAGGUACUUCUUA